Molecule: messenger RNA, 1608 nt
Organism: Saxophila tyrrhenica
Lineage: Eukaryota; Fungi; Ascomycota; Dothideomycetes; Mycosphaerellales; Extremaceae
Exons: 3
Coding region: 1-1608 (535 amino acids)
Cellular component (GO): SBF transcription complex; MBF transcription complex
Molecular function (GO): transcription regulator activity; DNA binding
Source: RefSeq, a predicted model, not a curated record
AUGGCCCAUACCUCCACCAACGACGCCAGUCCCAGUCCACCCCUCACUCCUGCCUACACCACGACAGAGUCGAAAGCAUUCCCCACGCCUCAAUCAGUCACCACAGCAGCAUCCUCCGCUGCCAAGGCACAGGAACAUGCCACUACCAGCACAUUGCCCAUCAGCAACACCGGCACAGCCUCGGUCAACUACCCGGCUUUCGAGAUCCACGAACGACCAAUCUGCCUCUCCCGAGCCGACCAAGACGAGCUCUACCGCAAGCACAAGCUGUUCAAAAUGAAGACCGCUACCAAGGACGGAUCUGGCUGUAUCAGCGAUGUGACCAAGCACAUUCCAUACUCGAGCGACAAGAAGGGCUUUGGGGAGAAGACGGGGAGAGAUGGGUUCAAUGUAUUCGAAUACAGCUUCCAACUUCCUGACGAAGGUGAUGGCAAGCCGUACACUGUCAUGUGGGAUUACGAGAACGGACUUGUACGCAUCACGCCGUUUUUCAAAGCGUGCAAGUACUCCAAGACCACUCCAGCCAAAGCCCUCUCCACCAACGCCGGCGUCAAAGAGCUCUCCCACUCCAUCACCGGCGGCGCCCUCACAGCCCAAGGCUACUGGCUCCCCUACCAAUGCGCCCGCGCCAUCUGCCUCACCUUCUGCUGGCACAUCCGCUGGCCACUCGUGCACAUCUUCGGCCCCAGCUUCAUCCGCGAGUGUCUACCCCCAAGCGACCCCAACUUCGGCAAAUUCAAAAUCUCCCAGGAAAUCGUCCGCUGCGCUACGCUGGAGGUCGAAGCCUGGAAACCAUCUCCCACCUCAACUCGCAACAACACCGCCACAGCAGCCCCACGCAGCACACCCGCUCCCAAAGCCCUCCGCCCCCGCUCCCUCAAACCGCCUUUCAAACCCGGCUCUCCCUUCGACUCUUCCUCCUCACAAACCUCCUCCUACCGUCUCACCACCCCCCUCGCCGACUCCCCCGGCAUCUCGCCCAAGUCCGCCUUCCGUGAGCACGCCAUCACCAGCUCCGGCUGGACGAGCGUGAAUCGCCCGUACGCCUCCUCUUCCCUGCCUGAGCCGCCGCAUAAUACGCCCGUGGCAUCGUUGGCGGAUGCGCUGUUGGCACAGCCGCGGUAUGCUUCGUGGAGGCCUGCUGAGGGCGUUGCGGGUGCAGCAUACAACGCCGCGCACAAUACGCAGCACUCCAACAAGCGACGCCGCUCGCACUCGACCCACAGAAGUAAAGGCAAAGGCAAAGCCGACACGCACACAACGUACCCGUCGGACGACCACACGACUUCCGAUGCCGACAUCUCCCAAAGCGAAAGCGAGAGCGACGACAUAGAUAUAUCCCCUCCUCCGCCCUCCAAGAAACGCGCACGGUACCAGCUCGGCCGUUCAGAAACUGAGGCUUCGUCUGCGCCGCCGGAGAUGGGAAGGGCGCCGCCUGAGAUGGAGAGGAAGAAGGGGGGCAAGUCGAAGCGAUUCACAGCGGAGGACGCGAGGGCGGCGCAGUGGUUGCUGAAUCUGCAUUAUCAGGAUGCUGGGUUGGCGAGGGGGCCGGAUGGGGUAGUGAGGACGAAUGAGGGGGUGGUAGAGAAGGGAGGGAGGUGUGAAUGA